CGGACCAAAACAAAUCAACAAAAACAAUUCCACCGUCUCCUAACCUAAAAAAUCUUUUAACCAGCCAGCUCGAUGGAUCAAUCAUAAUCAUCAGUAAGCCGGGUCGGUCGGAAUUCUUCUAAAAAAAUUAAAUUCUUAUUAAACAAUUUAAAACGGACUAAUUACGGUCUAGCCGAAUAUUGAUACCUAUCACCAUGGAUUGGUCAAAAAAUGUGAAUGAAUUGCGUGGCCUUGGUUGUGGACAACAGACAAAACUUUCCGUGGCGGUUCGAGUUUUUGAAGAUCUAAAACUUGGUAAUGACUAUCUAAUCACAGCAAAACAUGACAGAGAUUUUGAGAUUCUUUAUCUACGAACUGAGGCGGAAGAUUGUCAAGUCUCCAUAUAUCUACCAUUUUUGGAUACGGAAAAAAUUGAUUUUGAACUAAUAAACAAAUUGAGUAAUAAGCUUGGAAAUGAAGAAAAUUCCCAACAUACACAGCAAAAGUCAGUUCGUUUAAGAUUAUUCUUGGCCAUAUGCGACACUUCCUCAAAUGUUCUUUACUACAAUGUAACACAUUUUCUUAAAGAAAAACAGAACUAAUGGCAUUCAAUCCAAUUAAAAUUAAUCAAAUAGAGCUCUGGGUAUGAAGGGCACAUUAAUCAAUUUGACAAAGGUGUUGAUAAAGUUACAUGAAGUAACAGAAAUCAUGAUACACCAGUCAGUCAAAGAGUUUUGAAUAACAACUCAAACUUGCUCAACUUUUACAAGUUCUUUGCUAUGCCAUUCUUUGAAUAGAAAAUAUUGAAUAUGACCUCGAGCUGGAAGAUAUUCGAAAAAUUACGAAAAGUAUCUCUUGAAUUUCAACCGAAAAUAACUUUGUCAUUCCGUUGGUUACAGAAUAUUUCCUUAAUAUCCCAUGAAGAAAAAAAAAAUUUUUGACUUGGAUGAUAUUUAAUAUAGAAAUCAUACCCAAAUUCUACCCUACCUUAGGUUCCAUAAUAAUAGUUUAAAAAAAUUUUAAUUUUUUAUGUGUUCGUAUAUUUUAGUAAAGCUUUACACAGAUGAAUCCAACUAUUUAAAUAUGUUUAUCCCCUUAAUAGUCUUCAGUUGUAGUAAAAAAAAAUAAGUUUACUAUUUUAGAAACAAAUAUUAGACAUUCAAACUCAGAUCCAUGCGUUGUAGCGUGCGCCACGAAAAAAGCGUUUAUUUAAUUUUUGAGUGCAAAAUUUUUUUACAAUGCACAUAUGGUUCGACAUCACACUUCGAGUGCACUUUCAAUAAACAAAAUAUGAAAAUUUUACAAUACACGGAAAAAAGGUAUAGCAAAUUAAUUUCUGUAGGGUGCGUCACGAAUUGACCUUUCACCAAAAAUUUUCUUUUCGAAACUUAAUUUUAAUUUCUUUUCAAUAAUAGCAGCUUUAAAAACAAUUUUAGUGUCAAAUUUUGUUUCAAUUUCAUUAAAACUCAAAAUUGCCAUUUGACUUGUGGAGACCCCAGAGGUCUUAAUAUUGAUUUGAUUUAACUAGAAAUUGGUAAACGAGUCACAUUUAUAUUUUCGAAUACCUGUACUUAAUACGAACCGAAUAUGCAUUCAGAAAAAUAUAGCUGCCAUAUAAGAACAUUUUCUAAUUUUUCUAUAAAUGUCAAAAUUUUUAUCCAAUUUGGCUGAAAAAUGGUAUUCAAAGCACGCUGAUGCCUUCCAAUACCCAUAGCUGUCAUAAGGACCAAUAUCCGCUUUUACUUAUAGAGACCAUAAACUACUAAUCAAAAUAUUAAAUUCGUAUAUAAUUAAAUACUUAUUCAUAAAUUGAUCAAUAAGCAUAAAAUCUCACAUAACUGCUGUUAAUAAACGUUAAAUACAA
This is a messenger RNA of Stomoxys calcitrans (stable fly), 1843 nucleotides long. RefSeq lists its product as uncharacterized. The record is from RefSeq and is a predicted model, not a curated record. Lineage: Eukaryota; Metazoa; Arthropoda; Insecta; Diptera; Muscidae. The transcript is spliced from 3 exons. Gene Ontology annotation, biological process: tRNA splicing, via endonucleolytic cleavage and ligation. Gene Ontology annotation, molecular function: nucleic acid binding. Bases 195 to 581 code for a protein of 128 amino acids.